GAAUCGCUCAGUCUGCACGGCAGCUACACUGUGCCAUCCAGUUUGAACGUGUUUUGUAGUGCACGGGAGAUCAUUAUCAGGCACGUGUAUGUACAUGCUUGGGGUAGAGUCUCUAGUAUUUGUUGUUCGCACGUUUAUCCAGCAUGGCUUGCCGGUUAUCCUUUCACACUACCUAUAACCUCAUCUGAAAGAUGACUCUUAGACACUGGGAUGGAAGAGAUAUUUGCAGCGAUUUUUGUGUAUCACUUGACCAUGCUGCAUCCAUCACAUGAACAUGUAUUAAAUGUCGUGUCUCAGAAGCGCAUUCUUCAUCAUCGAUCAAUGUUUUGUUAGUCUGUUUUCGAUUCGACCAAACCGUAUCAUAGACCAAACCAUAACAACUAGCCCAUUGAGGAUAUACAAACUACGGGAUUUACUCUCAUUUUAGUAUUGCUGCAUUUUAUUCAGCCUGUUUGACAUUCUUGUACCAAGGAUAUACUCUUUCUGGAUAUGCUGCAGAUAACAAUGAGGUUAUAAUGGCCGGCUUCUACUCUCAAAAUAAACUCGCCGAAAGCGCUACGAACAGCAUUGAGGAGGAAUUCCUGAACACUUCAGCAUGUUCCUCAUGGGUUGAUAACUGGUGCGCAACUGCUGAGCUGAAUAGACAAACUAAAACCAUAAGUACCUUGCUGGAGGAUGGGCAUGAUGUCCAGACUUUUGAAGAUGUGGAUGUAACCGACAACCACUGGUCAUCUUCCGCAGCACUACGUGGGGAAUGUUCAACGAGCUUUACCAAACCCAGUAACCUGAACCAGAAAGACUGUACACCACUUGGGUUUAGUGGCUCGAACGUCCGGGAACCGGCGGCGAACUAUGUUGACCCGACGAAACAUCAGUCCGGCCCCGUGGAAUCCGUACCGAAUACGGCGGCCAUGAACGCCGCCAAUGGAGGCGUGGAUGGGUCACGGGAGGGGUGUCGCACGGACCUCAAAACAUUGUCUCCGGGAAAACACAGACACAGACCGAGGAUUGGCGAACCUGCUUCACGAAGUAGCAGUCCCUACUCGUCCGACUCGUUAUCGUCAUCCAGUCUGUCAGAUCGCUCUGCAUCAACUACCCUGAAAGACACCUUCUCCAACGAGACAAAUGAGAAUUCGUCCAGUGGCUUUGACACGAGCGGCAGCAGCGACAAAGAGAAAACAACUCCCUGGUCCAUGGCUAACUUUGACCGGGUGCUCCACGACGCUCCCAAGCGGGAACAUAUCCGCUCCAGGAAGGUCACCGACAAAUCGCGAUCGUCAAACAACCAGGGGACUAAUAAGGUGGGCUACCAAUCAGACUCAGGAUCGUCAAGUUCCCAGUCUAGGAAUAAGCCAGCUAAAGCCUCGCAAGGGACACGAAGCAAACUGCAUCUUCACACACACGGAAGAACGGCCGAUAUACCCACGAACUACUCGGGAACAUCCACAAGCAGUGGCAAUCAGGGUCACGGACAUUUUGAUAAGAGCAAAACGAAAUUUGACGGCAUUGCAGAGGAUGCGUCUCAGGGUGAUGAUACUGGUAUUUCCACCGCUAACACGAGCGGGCAGUCCACGCAGUACCAGAGUAACUUUAGUAUGUCGUCCUCGUCCGGCGCUUGUGUGGAGUCGUCCCGGAAAGGCGGCAAAGAACGGACGAAGAACUUGCCGGGAAAAGUUAGUACACACUACCACAGCAUUAGGACACAGAGUAUAAACAAAGUGACUCCAGACCUGGCGGGUUCUACACCUCAUCACAAUAAUCAUUUCCAUCAGGGUCACCUGGAGCAGAGUGGCCCGAGUAAUGGCGAUUCUGCGAGCAACAGCGAGUCGGAGCGCAAGCGGCGUCGCUUCAACCGUACAUUCGUCUUGCUGCGUAACUGCGGGCUACUGGAACUCACUAUGCAGACUGCGUCACUGAUGCAGCAGAACUGCGUCAUGAACCAACAACUCUCUGCACUGCGGCAAGAGACAGGGGUGCUGUACAAUGCCAUCAGUCACCUCUCCUCAACGCAACCGUCGGCGUCUUUCGAUAUCGUCACCGCUCAUGGGAUAUUGAAGAACUUGAAGGGUAUUAUGAACCAUGAUGCGCCACCACACGGCAAUAAUCUGCCGAACAGUCAACAUGUCCGCAGGUUUACAGUUAAAAGGAACAGUUCGGGGGAGACUGUUAGUCCUGAUAGUCACACGCAGUCUUCAUCGGCACCUUUGAACAGUGGCAGUUCUACGUAGCUGUUUGAGAUCCCACUUUGCAUUCGUUUUCUAAUCUUCUGAUUGUGUUAUUUUUUGUACAGUAUAUUAUAAGUUUUCAUUUUGACUUAAUCAGGUAUUUAAGUGAAAGGCUUCCGAUCGUAUGGUAAUACUGCAGCUUCUUUUUGACCCGUUCACAAGUACAGACAUGUAUUUCGAAUUAAAGAAGUAAACUUAUUUAAUAAAUGACUUCUUUUUAUGUAAAAUAAUGCCAGAUAUGGGUAUUAAAGGCACUGGACACUAUUGGUAAUUACUUAAAAUAAUUGUUAACAUGAAAACUUACUUGGUAACGAGCA
This is a messenger RNA of Asterias rubens (European starfish), 2542 nucleotides long. RefSeq lists its product as uncharacterized. Gene Ontology annotation, biological process: negative regulation of circadian rhythm; negative regulation of DNA-templated transcription. Gene Ontology annotation, cellular component: nucleus. The coding region runs from base 516 to 2228 and encodes 570 amino acids. Lineage: Eukaryota; Metazoa; Echinodermata; Asteroidea; Forcipulatida; Asteriidae. The transcript has 4 exons. The record is from RefSeq and is a predicted model, not a curated record.